UCACAAACAUUCCCAUGGCUACUCACAAGGUUCUUGGGACUGUUUUCCUUGUGUUGUUAGGUUUAGGCAUUUGUUCUGCCACUAGAGCUCUACUCACAUUUGAUGAAAUAGUUGGCUCACGUGGGCGUGGCGGUGGCGGAGCUGGGUAUGGAGGUGUAGGGGAACAUGGUGGUGGCUAUGGAGCGGGUGGUGGUAGUGGAGGUGGUGGUGGUUAUGGUGCUGCUGGUGGGUAUGGAGGUGGCGGUGGAGGUGGGAGUGGUGGUGGAGCUGGAUAUGGUGCUGGAGGAGAGCAUGGUGUUGGAUAUGGAAGUGGUGGUGGUCAAGGUGGGGGUGCUGGCUAUGGGGCUGGUGGUGAACAUGGUAGUGGAGGCGGUGGAGGAGGAAGUGGUGGUGGUGCUGGAUAUGGCACUGGAGGACAGCAUGGAGGAGGUUAUGGAACUGGUGGCGGUGAAGGAGGUGGUGCAGGAUAUGGUGCUGGUGGAGACCAUGGUGUUGGUUACGGUGGUGGCCAUGGUGGAGGCGGUGGUGGUGGAUAUGGCGCAGGAGGAGACCAUGGUGUUGGUUAUGGUGGGGGAGGUGGCAGUGGAGCUGGUGGUGGCUAUGGUGCAGGUGGAGAACAUGGUGGUGGUGGGGGAAGUGGUGGAGGAGGUGGAGGUGGUUACGGGGCAGGAGGUGGAGGUGGUUAUGGAGCAGGAGGUGGUCAUGGAGGUGGAUAUGGUGGUGCUGGAGGUGCUGGAGGUGGCGGUGGUGGUGGUGGUGGCUCUGGUGGUGGGGGCGGAUAUGGUGCUGGUGGUGAACAUGGGGGUGGAUAUGGAGGGGGCGGGGGUGCUGGUGGAGGCCAUGGUGGCUAUGCCCCUUAAAAAUCUACAAAGCAUCCUAUUCCCAAGAGUCCAAGACUCCCAACAUAAAUAAAAAAAAGUAAGUUGGGCUGAAGAGUAUGCUUACAAAGCUGCAAAUCAAAGGCUUCCGCUUUCACCCUUAUAAGUAGUUGUAUCUUUACGCUGAUAAUUAAUCUGUAUUCUUAAUUAUUAAUAUUAAUAAAUUUAACUAUCAAAAUUUACAACACCAAAUCCGGACUAAACAUUUCCAUAAGGA
Rubroshorea leprosula is the source of this 1095-nucleotide messenger RNA. The record is from the annotation of a GenBank genome assembly. Lineage: Eukaryota; Viridiplantae; Streptophyta; Magnoliopsida; Malvales; Dipterocarpaceae.